Molecule: messenger RNA, 1159 nt
Organism: Camellia sinensis
Lineage: Eukaryota; Viridiplantae; Streptophyta; Magnoliopsida; Ericales; Theaceae
Product: REF/SRPP-like protein At1g67360
Source: RefSeq, a predicted model, not a curated record
GAAGUUUCUAGUACUUCCGUCACUAAUACUGUACGAUAUAUAUUCUAUCCCUUGCUCCAAGCCAUUCAUCAUUUUCACUUUCGAACAAUCAAAGAACAAGACGAGAGAGCUCUCGAAUUACCACGAACGCAUUCAAAUGGAUUCGAACAAGAUCGAGAUCGAGAACAGUGAUAGAGAACUGAAACGCCUAGGGUUUGUGAGGAUGAUUGCGAUCAACGCUCUUUUUUGCGUCUCGAAUCUCUACGAAUACGCGAAGCAGAACUCUGGUCCUUUGAAAUCGACUGUCGGGACGGUGGAGAGUGCUGUGACUACUGUCGUUGGGCCUGUUUACGAGAAAUUCAAGGGUGUACCUAGUGAUCUCCUUGUUUUCCUUGAUGAGAAGGCAGAUGAAGCAGCAAACAAGUUUGACGAGCGUGCUCCACCUUCUGCCAAGAUGGUUGUUGACAAAGCCCAGUCUAUGGUCCAGAAUGCAUCACACGUAGCCCAAACCUUAGUCCAGGAGGCCCAAGUUGGUGGCCCGUCUGCUGCCAUUCACUAUGUUGGCACUGUAUAUGUUAGUUUGUUCUUGAGCAUUUUGGCGAGGUUUUGGUACGUAACCAAUCAGUUUCCAGUGCUCCACGUGAUGGCACAGAUGGCUAUUCCCCGCAUUGCUCACUGGUCAGAAAAGUAUAACAAAAGGAUCGGAGAAUUGUCUUCCAAGGGUUAUACUUGCUUCAGCUACUUUCCUCAAGUUCCUGUAGAUGAGAUAGCCAAGGCAUAUAAGCAGGUUGAAGCGGAGAAAGGUCCAGCUUGUGCUCCAUGCGCUGCCGAAAAAGAAACAGAGAUGUAAUAAGAGGCAAGUGCACCAUGUUUGGUUUGGUUGGCUUUGAAUGGUAGUAGUUUGGUAUGAGAGUUUCCUAGUAAUGUGAUGUGUGGAAAAAGUUUGCCUGGUAGUAAUGUGCAUAUUGACUAUUGUUGGACCUCCUGUAUUUCUCUUGAUACCUGGAGUGUAAAUGUAAAUGACCAGAAUUUCCUGAGUUAAAUAUCAAACUUUCUCCGUAGGUAGUAGAGCAUAUUCCUCUGCUUGUAGAUUGUAUUUCAUUCACGUUGCUCAAUAAUUGGUAUUUGUACGGACAGGGAAAUUUAAAUUGUGUUUAGAUUAUAGAAUUCGGCAUACCCA